Portunus trituberculatus (swimming crab) is the source of this 6103-nucleotide messenger RNA. RefSeq names its product multiple inositol polyphosphate phosphatase 1-like. Gene Ontology annotation, molecular function: inositol phosphate phosphatase activity; acid phosphatase activity. The transcript is spliced from 13 exons. The record is from RefSeq and is a predicted model, not a curated record. NCBI's taxonomy places the organism in Eukaryota, Metazoa, Arthropoda, Malacostraca, Decapoda, Portunidae. The coding region runs from base 4082 to 5773 and encodes 563 amino acids.
UAAGAAAAAAUACACACUGCCAAGGAGCACAGACACAUAUAUGCACAAAGGAUGAACAACGAUACACAACGUGGGCUGAAUGUUCGAGUGGACGUGGGUAGCCGAGCGAUCGCUGCGCCACGUACCGAUGCCUAAUCAUAUCUUAAAAAUAUCAUCGUAUCUCAAGGCAUAAAUUAUAUAGAAAUUUUCGUCGUAUAUAAAAAAAUCGUAUGUUAGGGCGAUUGUAUGUCAAAGUACCACUGUAUUUGUUUAUCCACUUUUCACUUAACAACACUGGGGCUGACAUGCUGCGGUACCCCACAACUCACACACCUUAAUAAACAACUAACCUAACUGACCUUACCAGAUGACAGCUAACCUGGUGCACCCAUGCCAACACAACCUGGGUUUACCCAAGGAGGGACAAAUUGACCUCAACAAUGAGAGAAACCCUUACCAUAACACCUAACUCAGAUCAUAUGCUUGGCACUAUGAGUUUCCUACCCACACUUCAUCCUAUCUGGUGAAACACACGGUGUACUAGUCUAUUUCUGCCACUUCACCAUAGUUUUACAGACAUUUUUACAUUUACACUUCUUAAGAAUGCACAGAUAUUUCUAAAGCAUGAUACCUGGUGAGAAGGCAGACUUUGGGUUGGGUAGCUGACCAGAAUAUAAAUGGGACUGGUAUAGAAGGCAGCUUGGUUAUGGCAGACUGGUGUUCAGGCUCCUUCCAUCUCAAAUAGGAACGAAGCUGCCAUGUAGCAGCGAUACGCUGAAGUUAUGCGCUCAAGAUAGCUAUCGAAUCUAAGGGCGGUUCAAAACACUUCGUGUAGCAUUAUCUAGUGUUUGGAUUGUUACUGUAGUUCCCUUUUCAGUAGGAGGAGGGAGUGAAGGGCAUGGCUGCUAGGGGUAGAAGCAAAUUUGGUAUAGAUAUAGAGAAGGAGGAUGGAGCAUUGGUGUGACAGUCAGGAUAGAUAGAACUCUAUCUGAAGGGUUGUGGCUGAGGAGGACCUAAAAGCUUCCAAAUCAGUGUGGAGGGGUGAAUUUUUAAUUACACCAAAGUUUUGGAAUAGAGAGGGUGAGGCUGCUCCAUAAAUCUCACAUCCAUGGUAUAAGCAACUCUGGAUAUAGAGACAAUUAAAAACAGAGAGCAUGCCUGUCUGCAGCUCUGUGCUCUACUUGACACCUGUGAUGAAUUUCACAAGUCUAAACUUCUUGUGGCACAAGGUCACCAGGUACUGUGUGUGGCAGCCCCAGGUUAGGUGGAGGCCAUCCAACAGUAAAUCAAAGUAUUUGUGUUGGGUUUUGAAAGGGAUUUAGCAACUAUUAAUGGUGAUUACUGAUAUUUUGUGAAUAUGCCUUCUGGUAAAGCAUGAGCUCAGACUUCUGGGCAGUCACUGUCAUGCCUCAAUGUGUCUAUAGGAAGUGCUUUGCUUGUUAAUAAGUUCUUCCUGGAUAUGGUGCUUCAGGUGGAGCAGGGCAUCCAGGGUGAUGAAGCCCAUACAUGUGUGCAGGAAUGAGAUGUUUGUGUUCCAACCAACAUGUCAGUCUAUUUUGUGUCUUAGUGUUUUCCCAGGGUUAGAAAGAAAGCUAAUAGGCCUUUAUGAGAAAGCCUUUGAAGAAUCCUUGCCAGGCUUGGGGAUAGGGAGUGUGAUGGCGUGCCACCACACUGAAGGGAAUGUCCCCAACGGCUUGCUGGCAUUGAAAAUAUUUGGAAAGAGGUAGAUCAGAGGAUUUGAGUGGCAUCGGAGGAACUCGUUGGGGACGUUGUCCCAGCAGACAGCGAGCGUAAAGCUGAGAAAAGCUCCUUGUCAGUGAUAGCACUACUAAUUGUGUGGCCUGUGUGUGAAAUUAUGAUGAGGGCAGGUAUAGGGCCCAGGAAUUGAAUGUGAUGUGGAUGUGAGAGGCAAUGCAUGUUCUGGGUAUCUGUGGUGAGAAAGCCACCUUUACUAAUUAAUGGAAACAUGAGAGUGGACCAUCUUCCAGGAGAAAGACCAACCUGGGAGACUAAGGAAGCAAAGGACAGGGGGUGCACUAAAGGAGGCUAGACAGAAUGUUUCUCAUCAAAUAUAACACAUUUGCAUGGGGUUUCUAAGCAGUGAAAGCAACUGCAAAGAGGAAGGAUGAAGUUCCUAUGCCAUACAUUAGAGGUGUCAAGUUUAGCCUAAAGGACUGCUGCACACUUCCAAGACCACUAAGGGAUCCUGAAAGUAUAGGUGGGGAUGGAGUGAGAAGUGGCAAUGGGACCCAUGUCCUGCAAAGUGUCCUAGAAGUACUGAAUUUGAUCUUGUGAAGGGAGGAAAGUGAGAAGGUAACUGAUUUUAACUUGAGUUGAAAUGCUUUCCAAUCUCCUGUUUUGAGUGACUAAUGAGGCUUGUGUAAGAAGGGAUGGGGUGGCGACACUGAUGGGAAAGAUAACUACAGGAACAUGGUCACUUCCCAUGUGACGGCCUGUUGUGAUGGUGUGGAGGCAGGGACCAUUCCAAGGUAAAGGGCUUCCUGAAACUGGAUCAUUCUUGAUAAGGAGGCCAGGAGGAGUAAUGAGAGAAGGAGAAAAAGUCUUUCAUAUAGUUUGAGAAGGCAUGAUCUGAAUUGUUCCUCCAGGUCCUAGGCCUAGAGAAUGCUAGUUUCCAGAAGUCAUGAUGGGCAUUGAAAUUGCACAUUAUUUGUGUUGGGGGAGAAAGCUGUGGAAAUAAGAAUUGAAGCUCCUGAAUAGAAAUAUCCAAACACAGAUUAUAUAUCAAAAGGAUAGGAAGAGAUCCUGAAACAAGAAUGAUGUUCACUCCCAGGUGCUCAAAUUCACCCUUGAUGAAGGAAGUGAUAGUAGCUAAAGGGUUAGAAGGGAGACACUAUUGGACCUGCAGCAACAGGCUAUCUCCUGUCCUGCUGGUGACCUGUCUACCAUGUAGCAAGCAUAGCCAGGAAGCAAGGGGGGAAUUCAUCUAUGAGCCACAUCUCAUAACUGCCAAGAACUAGAGGUGAAUAGGAAGAGAGCUUGGUUUUAAAGACAAAGUUUCCAGUACAGGAAUCGGGUAUUCCAGAGUAUGAAGUACGUGGAAGGUGAAGGAGUGACAUGAAAACAAAAAGCUGAGAGAUACUUUAGAAGAAAACCACUAUGUUAGGCAAUCUGCAAAACCAGAAACAAAUGUAGAAGUAAGAGUGAGUGAGGAGCAGCACAACUGCAUUGAUUGGUGUCUCAGAAAAAUUGGUAGUCUCUGGGUUCCUAACACCAACACCAUGAUCAAAGGCUGGCUGCCCAGUGCUGGACAAGACAUUCUUCUUUACAAUUUUACACACCCACUAUAACUAUUGAUGGUUCCUGCCUCCUGUCACUUCCAUCAUUAGGUACCGCAAUGUUGCUGUAGGUAAGAAUAUUGGUAGGAAGACUACUUCAUCAAGUAGCGAGCCUACUGUGCAUCCCUUGCUAGUACCUAGAGGUUGCUGGCUACUCCUAUCAAUAUGGCAGAACUAUUGUUUUGAAUUUUGCUUACAAUCAUAUCUCUUUUUGCCCCAUAACACUCUCCACUGAUUUCCUCACAGCCCUUCAACUCAUUCAAUGUCAUUCUCACAAGUCUCACCACAGCCUCUGCUUUCAAAUCCUCCACUUACUACACAAAUUGUCAGCUACACACAUCAACAUCCACCUUCAGCAUUAUAGGCAACAAAGUGGCAAACAAGGCCCACUCCCAUCAUUCUUCCACAGGCAUUCCCACAAAUCAGACUGACAAUGUAAUCAUUUUACAGAAAGACUGCAACCUGCACAGGGAAAGACACCUGACGGAUUCUUUACAGCACACAACACUUGGAUGCAUCAGACAAGACACACAACACCACUGGUGGACCAACUCCCCCAGCUGUCUUCUAGACACUGCUGUCACUAGACUCAAGAUAGGACUCAGCUACCUCAAUGCCCACAUGCACAAACUAGGCCUGAUGGACAUCCCUCACUGCCUGUGGUGCCCCACACAACCAGACACCCCAAGACACCUGCUUCUACACUAUCCCUGCCACCACUCCCACCACACUGCUCUCCCCCACUCACUGGCAUCACUACACAUCCACAGUAAUGGUGGAGAACUCUUGUACACAGGGCCUGAGAGAUGGAGGGAAGUACAAAUAACCCCAUUCACCAAUUAUUAUGGAACAAGAGAUCUCUGGGUAUGUGGCAAUUGUUGGUGAAUCUGUUAUUUAUGGCCCAACCAACCAAGAGUCAACAUUACUGCUUCACAGAUGACACUGAUCCUUACCAUCAGUUUGCAACCAAGACUCCAUACAGUUACUCCAGGGGACAUUUUUCUUCCUCAGACUUAGUCCCUGAAGGAUGUGUGGCAGUUCAGGCAUGGCAUUUGAUCCGCCAUGGGACUCGCUACCCUGGUAAAGAUGACAUUGCACGCUUUGUCUUGGAGCUACCAGGUAUGCAGACUUCCAUUCUGAAGGCUCAUCACAAAGGACAAGGAGAAUUAUGUGAAGGUGAUCUGUCCCUGCUCUCUGGAUGGAGCCUGGGAACCCUUAACACCUCUUGGGCCUCAAUACUGGCACCUGAGGGAGAGCUGGAACUGGAGGGUCUUGCUUCCAGAUACAAGGCUGCUCUGCCCUCCCUCUUUGGGCAACAGUUUUCCAAUGAUUCCUUCAAGUUUCGGCACACUGCAUCUCAACGAACAAAGGCCAGCGCAAUAGCAUACUCCAAAGGAUUGUUUGAUGAUGCCUCAGUCUAUAUUCCUCCAGCCCUUGAUCCUGACCCAUUGCUAAAGUUUUAUGACAUCUGUGAGAAGUACAAGGUCGAGGUAGAGGACAAUCCAGCUGCCAGGAGGGAAAGUCAUCUCUUCUGGGAGGGGCCUGAAAUGGGCAGGAUUGUGGAUACUGUAUCUCAUCGCCUCGGUUAUCCAUGCACAAAAGGAGACUUGAAGCUUCUGUAUGAUGCGUGUCGCUUUUACCAGGCGUGGCAGCCAGCCCAAUCUUCCCCUUGGUGUGUUGCCUUCACUCCCCAUGACCUGGAGGUGCUUGAAUAUUAUUAUGACUUGGAGAAAUACUACACAGCUGGAUAUGGACAUGACAUAAACACAGCAAUGGCCUGUCCCCCUCUGCAAGAUGUCUAUCAACACUUUAGUGAUGUUGUGUGGAGAGGACAGGGACCUCGAGGAAUCUUCUAUUUCACCCACAGCAAGGCCGUCAUCUCUGUGAUGGCUCGCCUGGGUCUGUAUCAUGAUGUUGCACCACUCACUCACCGCCACAUGGAUCCCAGAAGAUUGUGGCGUACAUCACAACAUGGCUCCUUUGCCACCAACCUUGCCUUUACUCUCUCCAACUGCACUCAAAACAGAUGGUGGGUGAGCAUGGCAACAAGUGAACACUUGGCUGCACUGGAGGGAUGUGAAGGCCCUACUGGCUGCUCCUGGGAAGAGUUCACACAGGUGUUGUCAGGAUCCCUGCAUUGUGAUCUUGACAUUAUUUGUGCUGUGACUCCCUUCAUGACUACUUCUGGGUCUGGCUGUUCUGUUGAGGCAAGGGCUGGGGAGGCAUGUCAAUGCAGAUCUUGCUCUCCAUUCUUCUUGCUUAUGUUCCUGUUGAAUGGAUAUGAUGCUGAAACACUAGGAACUAGGCACUCCUCCCCUCACCCGUCUACCGCCUGUUGUAGUGUCCUCCAUUUUCUGACCAUACCUAGGUACACCUGUCGUGUGCCAUGGACAUCAGGCAUAAAGAUACCUACCUACCGUAAUCAACGCAAUACGUCUACUGCAGAAGUAAACAACAGAAAUAACAGCUGUCAAGCGAAGUGUCAACGUAGCACCUGAGCUGCCCCUGCAUGCAGUAGAAAGAAAGCAGUUGCUUCCCUCCAUCUUAAUAUUUUUUCGCAUAUGUGUGUGAAUGUUAUGAAACCGGUCAGUCACCACGUGUUUGGUUAAGGUGACGCAGCAGUUGUACUACAGUAGGCCCCGCAAACCGCAGUGUGAAAGGUGUGCCCAUCCAUUCUUUAAUAUGCCACCACCAACUCAUUAGUAUUGCUACCACUGCUGCUUUUCUUACUAUUAUUGAUAUUACUACUACUACUACUACUACUACUACUACUACUACUACUACUACUACUAUUAUUAUUUAUUAUUAUUAUUAUUAUUAUUAUUAUU